AUGGGUCCAAAUACUCAGGUGCGCGGGCGCAGCGAACGGAUACAUUGUGAUGCCGCGCCGGGCUCGCCGUGCAGCCAGAAAAUAGAAUUAAAAGACAAGCCACAAUGGACCCAGCCCUCACAAUACACCCGCAUUGCGGCAAUCGGCUACUUAUUCUUUAAAAGUUGGAUAAGACCGAUUCAAAAUGUAUUUAUACAACUUGACACUCCAAGGCUCUACAGCCAUUACACAUGCCGUACAUGGAAACUUCUCUGGCACAAAACAGCAAGAAAUAGUGAUAUCUCGGGG
Brenthis ino (lesser marbled fritillary) is the source of this 288-nucleotide messenger RNA. The record is from the annotation of a GenBank genome assembly. NCBI's taxonomy places the organism in Eukaryota, Metazoa, Arthropoda, Insecta, Lepidoptera, Nymphalidae.